This is a messenger RNA of Cannabis sativa, 1528 nucleotides long. RefSeq names its product protein BRI1-5 ENHANCED 1. The coding region runs from base 301 to 1332 and encodes 343 amino acids. Gene Ontology annotation, molecular function: oxidoreductase activity, acting on the CH-OH group of donors, NAD or NADP as acceptor. The record is from RefSeq and is a predicted model, not a curated record. Lineage: Eukaryota; Viridiplantae; Streptophyta; Magnoliopsida; Rosales; Cannabaceae. The transcript is spliced from 4 exons.
UUCAGUAUUUAACUUUAUAUAAACAGAUAAAAAUUUUAUUAAUUAUAAUAAUUAUACAUUGCCUUUUUAGUUUUGGAGGCUUUUUCUAGACUUGUUCUCGCACUACAAAUAAAAUAAAAUUAAUGAGGAACGAAAAUAAGAAAUUGCACAUGUAAUAUUACAGGAAAUCUGGUAUACAGCUUGAGUUGAAUCCGGUGAGAGUUGACUUCCUUUAAUUUUAAGCUUCCUAUACGUUAUAAUAAGGCCUUUAUAUAUAACCAGUUUAUAUAAAAUGACAAGAAACAAGAAAAAUUAUUAGAUAUGGAAGAAGAAGAAGAAGGCAGAGGCACAAUUUGUGUAACUGGUGGAACUGGUUAUGUGGCUUCAUGGCUCAUAAUGAGACUUCUUCAACAUGGUCACUCAAUAAGAGCUACCGUUAGAUCUCACUCAUCAGAUAAUAACAAAAGAGAUAUAAGCUACCUCACAAGCCUACCAGGUGCAAAAGAGAGAUUAGAGAUUGUUGAGGCAGAUCUGGACCGUCCAGAGAGUUUCGACAGAGCAAUCCAAGGGUGCGUAGGAGUCUUUCAUUUAGCCCAUCCCAUGAACGUGGACGGAAAAGAGACGGAAGAAAUAGUUACCAGAAGAGCCGUAGAAGGGACACUUGGCAUCCUCAAGGCUUGCCUCGCCAACUCUGACACCAUAAAACGUGUCGUUUACACAUCCAGUGCCGUAACGGUUUUGUUCAACGACAACGACCCUAGCUGCGUAAGCGACGAAACGACAUGGAGCGAUCUCGAGGUUUGUCGUCGUAAGAGCAAUAAUGAUAGAGUAAGCUCUUCUUAUUUGGUAUCAAAGACUGUAGUGGAAAGAACCGCACUAGAUUUUGCCGAGAAGCAUGGAUUAAAUCUCGUUACUUUGGUUAUUCCUUUGGUGGUUGGACCUUUCAUUUGUCCCAAAAUACCUUCCUCCGUUUACUUUCCACUCGCCAUGAUUUUUGGAAACCAGGAUGUAUAUAAACAUUUUGUUAAGUUUGAUAUGGUACACAUAGAUGACGUGGCAAGUGCGCAUAUCUUUUUUCUAGAGAAACAUUAUAGUACUAAUGCGAAAGCAGGGAGGUACAUUUGUUCUUCGACGGAUAUAACCAUUCACGAAUUGUUUCAUUCUCUUUCAACAAGAUACCCAGAAUUUCAUUUAUCAUUAGUAGAUGAUUUAAAAGAAAUUAAGGUUGAUAAGAAGAAAUAUUCUAGUCUGUCCUCAAUGAAGCUUUUGGAAACUGGGUUCAAGUUCAAAUUCGGCCUUGAUGAAAUGCUUGCGGGUGCUAUUCAAUGCUGCAAAGACAAGGGUUUUCUUUAAACAAAAUAAAUGUAAAAUAAUUAUAAUUAUUUUUUCUUCUUUUUUUUUUUUGAUAACUUAUUUUUUCUUCUUUUUUCCUUCAACGUGUUUGCUAUUUAGUGUAAAAAUUAAAUUAGUAAUAUUAAUUAGCUGUUUUUCCCCCUUACGCUACGUUGACAUUCGUCUCAAUUUAAUAUAUGUAAUAUAUUUUCCUUUU